Messenger RNA from Lindgomyces ingoldianus, 1416 nucleotides. Its product is annotated as Aminomethyltransferase folate-binding domain-containing protein. Gene Ontology annotation, cellular component: mitochondrial matrix. NCBI's taxonomy places the organism in Eukaryota, Fungi, Ascomycota, Dothideomycetes, Pleosporales, Lindgomycetaceae. The coding region runs from base 13 to 1359 and encodes 448 amino acids. The record is from RefSeq and is a predicted model, not a curated record. The transcript has a single exon. Gene Ontology annotation, molecular function: protein binding.
CCGCCUUUCUCAAUGGCUUUGGUUCCGAUAAAAGCCCCGUUGAGGACAUGUGUAUUCAUUUGCGAAUCCUGCUCAAGAACUCUUCGCGCCCGGCGUAACCCCCACUUUCGUAUCUCGAACCCUCCCCGCACAUCCACACCAUUCUCCACCACAUCCCCACUCCGCACUUCACGACCUCUACGCCCUCAGCAAGCCACAUUCACUGCCCACCGGACUUCUAAUGCUCGCACCCAACAUCGUCCGCCUCGACGAGACUAUGCUACAAACCCGACUAUCUCCAGUCUCAGGCACGAGAAGCCGCUCAACAUCGCACCGCUCCACCACCGCCGCCUAAUAUCCCUCUCCGGCGCCGACGCCCCAAAAUUCCUCCAGGGGCUAAUAACCAACAACGUAGACCCGGGAGUCCUCUCCCCGUUCUACGCCGCCUUCCUUGAUGCUCGUGGACGGGUGCUGUGGGAUGUGUUCAUAUGGCCACAGACAACUCCUGGAGAAGCCUGGGGGUGUUAUAUUGAAGUCGAUGGAGGAGAGUUAGAGGCAUUACUGCGACAUCUGAAGAAGCACAAGCUCCGUUCCAAGAUCAAUUUGAGAACUUUAGAUGCGGAUGAAGUGAAAGUAUGGGCAGAUUGGGCAGGCGUCACCAUGCAUAUGGAUUUACCAGCUGGAAAUUUAGCUUUUCUGACGGACCCACGGGCUCCAUUUCUCGGAACACGGUUCCUGCUUUCUGGGCCUGGGUCGGAGAAUCUCCCGGAAUUAGACGAAGAAUGCCGUGUGCAAGGGACAGGUCGGCAAUACCAGGUCUGGAGAUAUAUCAACGGGGUACCAGAAGGUCCGGCAGAAAUCCCAAGAGAGAUCGCAUUACCCAUGGAGAGCAAUAUUGAUUUAAGUGGGGGUAUUGAUUUCCGCAAAGGCUGUUAUGUGGGCCAGGAGCUAACUAUUCGCACCAAGCAUACGGGUGUUGUUAGGAAGCGGAUUCUGCCUGUUCAACUGUAUCAUACAGGCGAGGAACUGGAAGAGGAUGGACUGCCGCGCUAUGACCCCGCCUGGACGGGUGAGGUCGAUAUAGGUGCGGAUAUCAAGGAAUUAAAUGGGGAAGGGGAGAUUAAGAAGGGGCGAGCGGCUGGCAAGUUGCUUGCAGGUAUUGGGAAUGUGGGACUUGCGCUUUGUCGCCUGGAGAUGAUGACGAGUUGGCGGGUUAGUGCGGAGGGUGGGAGUUGGAAACCUGGAGUAGAGUUUGGUCUUCAGGGGAAGGAUGGGGUGAAUGGGGAUGGGAGAUUGGUAAGGGUUAAAGCUAUUGUACCACCGUGGUUGAGGGUGAGGGAGAAGGAGAUUUGGGAGAAGGGGAGGUCGCAGCAUGGGUGAUGGGUUGGAAAAUCGAUAAUGUACCAAUACGAAUGUGUGUAUGUACAGAGCGCUGAA